AUGGCUGAAGAUGAUUUGAAGCUUGUUUUAACAGGAAAAAAGAAGAAAUCAAAGAAACCAAUUUUAUUAGACGAUGAGCGAACCAAAGCAGAUGAAAAUGUUGCACCGGUUGUUGAGUCAGAGGAGCUAGUGUUAGGACCGAAAAAGAAGAAAAAGUUACCCAAAGUAACUGUUGAUGAAGAGCAAGCUGUAAAUGAGACACAGGCAGAGGUGGAUAAUGUCGGUCGUUCAAAUCUAAUUGACUCGAAAGGUCCUUGGCCUGAUUACACAUAUGAACAAUUAUUGGAGCUGGUUUUCGGUAUUAUGCGUGAAAGAAAUCCAGAUUUGGCUGCAGGUGAAAAUAAAAAGUUCAUGAUGAAGCCACCUCAGGUAGCGCGUGCUGGCAGUAAAAAGACGGCAUUUGCUAAUUUCUCUGAGAUUUGUCGAUUACUAAAGCGACAACCAAAGCAUGUCUUGCAGUUUUUGUUAGCUGAGCUAGGUACGACUGGAUCUAUUGAUGGCAACAGUUGCUUGAUUGUUAAAGGACGUUUUCAGCAAAAGCAUAUUGAAAGUGUUCUGCGAAAGUAUAUUAAGGAAUACGUUACUUGUCAUACCUGUCGCUCAUCAGAGACCGAAUUAACUAAAGAUACACGACUGUUUUUCCUAGAAUGUAAGACUUGUGGUAGUCGAUGUUCAGUGACUGCUAUCAAAAGCGGAUUUACUGCUAUGGUCGGGAAACGUGCUGCAUUACGACGAGCUGCUGAGGCAACUGCGGGUAAAUAA
This is a messenger RNA of Thelazia callipaeda (thelaziosis nematode), 762 nucleotides long. The record is from the annotation of a GenBank genome assembly. NCBI's taxonomy places the organism in Eukaryota, Metazoa, Nematoda, Chromadorea, Rhabditida, Thelaziidae.